Onychostoma macrolepis is the source of this 4464-nucleotide messenger RNA. RefSeq lists its product as uncharacterized. The coding region runs from base 316 to 1296 and encodes 326 amino acids. The record is from RefSeq and is a predicted model, not a curated record. Lineage: Eukaryota; Metazoa; Chordata; Actinopteri; Cypriniformes; Cyprinidae. The transcript is spliced from 6 exons.
CGUCAAUGCCUUACACUCCAUCCCAGUAGAUGGCGGUAUGCACCUUAAGCUGGUCCAUUACAGGUCAGAGAAGAAGACGAACUUGAAUGACUGACUGAAUGAAUGAAAUCGAAACUAAAUCCGUUUUUUAAAUAUUAUUAUUUUUAACUUGUUAAACAAAUAAAUAAAAAUAAAAAUGAAGCUCCGAUCUACUUUUAUCUCAGCGUUCUUGUUUUUACUCGCACACGGUAAGAUAUUUUAUGUUACAAUCUCUGUUCUUGUCAGCUACAGUUUAAACAAAGAGCGCUCAAAGAUACACGUGGCACUGGCAGCCCUAUGGACAUGAUUACAAUCUAUGCUUCAUACAGUGUUUACAGUGUUGGUACUGAUGGACUGUCAGCAUUUGUGAUGGAUGGAGAUUCAGUCGCUCUACACACUGAUGUUGAAACAAAACAACAAGAAGAUAUAAAAUGGUAUUUUAAUGACAAUAGAAUUGCUCAAAUCACUGGAGAUCUCAGUUAUAUCUGUACAGAUGUUCAGUGUAAUGGUGGUAAUGAGAGUUUCGAGGACAGACUAGAGCUGGACAGUAAAACUGGAACUCUUACAAUCACAGACAUCAGAACCACAGACGCUGGACUUUAUGAAUUAAAGAUCAUCAGCAUCAGAUACAGCAGCGAAAAUACCUUCAUUGUUACUGUUCAUGGUGUUCCUGCUGCUGAACGAGAUGAAAUGAAGAGAAAGUCAGUGAAUGAGGGAGAAUCUGUCACUUUAGAUCCUGGUGUAAUAAAAAACCCAAAUGAUUUGAUGACGUGGCAUUUUAAUGACAUUUGCAUCGCUGAACUCAGUGAAGAACCCAGAAUGAAUUGUACAGAUGUUCAGUGUAUAAAUGGCACUGAGAGAUUCAGAAACAGACUGAAGCUGGAUCAUCAGACUGGAUCUCUGACCAUCACAAACAUCACAAUCACAGACUCUGGACUUUAUAAACUACAGAUCAGCAGCAGCAGAUUCAGCAUCACAAGGAGCUUCAGUGUUACUGUCACUGUUUCAGGUCUGUCUUCAGGUAAAAUACCAGGAAUAUGUACUGCUGCUGCUGCUGCUGCUGCUGUUGGUGUCCUGCUGUUCAUGGCUGCAUCUGUAAAAAGGAAAGACACCAGGACGCAGCACAGUAAUCAGGCGAAUGGUGGGAGUGGGAUUCCACUGAUGGAUGAUGCUAAUGAGAGGUCCUCUAAUCACACUGAUGCUCGUGUGAAGAACACUAUCAAUAGCUCGUCCUCUAAUCACAUUCAGAUUGAGCCUGUGGCUGCCAGUGAGAUUUAACAUUUAUAAUUAUUUUGAUACUUUUGUGGGAAGUGAAGAGAGGUUAGAGAACGGAGAGAUUUUUGUUUUCUUUCCAAUCCUCUCUUAAUCGUAAGACGGUCCCUCAUUGCUCAGAGAACUAGUUUCUUUCUUUCUUUCUUUAUUUUAAAUAGUGUCAUCAUACCAAGAUUUUAGGAGUCACUACCAAUACCAAGUGAAAUUUCACCUCAACUUUAGUUUCAACAACACACCAAGAACUAGUAUGAAUAUUAAGUUAUAUGAACUUUAUGAAACGGUGAGUUUUUGACAUUUUUCUGUAUGUAGAACUUUGUUGAAGCUGCUGAAGUGACUCACACAGGAACAUAAUUUGGUAACACUUUAUAAUAACUGCACACUAUGAAUCAUUAGUUAAUCAUUAGUAAAUAGUCAAUUAAUUAUUUAUAAAGCAUUGUUACAACAUUAAUAGGCAUUAGUAAGCAGUUUAUAAAAACAGCUAUAAAUGUUUUGGUCUUGAGCAUAUCUAUAAUGUUUAAUAAUUGUAUUUUCAUACUUUAUUAAUGAUCAAUUUAUCAUUUCUAAAUUAUUACGUUAUUUACAAACCAGUUAUUUAGGAGUUGUCAGUGGUUCAUAAGAUCAUUUAGAAAGUGUAAGUAAAUGAUUAAUAAACUAUUUAAAUGUACAUUUAUAAAUCUUAUUAUUUAGACACAUGAUAAUAGUUGCUCAGUGUUAAUAAAUGCUUUAUUAACACAUAUUCCUGCUGUAAUUCAUGAUUAAGUCAGGUAGGCCUAGUUAUAAAACAUUUAGUAGUUGCCAGCCAUCUAUUUAUGUGAUCUAAAGUGAGGACUAUUCAUACCUCAUAAAGCAUUUACAAAGGAGGUUUAAAGGCUCAUUUAUCUUCCAAACAGACAAGUUAAACAAACACAACACAGAGGGAUACAGAACACAGAAAUAUUUUUUCAAGAUGCAAAAAUGAAACUGUACAACUAAAAAGAAAAAUUAAAGUGUACAGUUGGAAAAUUUCCUUUUUUUUUUUUCAUCUUGAAAUAAAUAUUUUUGAGUUCUGUAUCCCUGUGUUGUGUUUGUUUAUUUUUUUUUCUGUUAGGAAGAUAACUGAGCCUUUAAAUCUCCUUUGUAAUAGAUAUGCUUAUAAAUCAAGAACAAGGUAUUUAUAGCUGUAUUUAUAAACUGCUUGCUAAUGACUAUUAAUGUUGGGACAAUGCUUUAUAACGGAUGAACUGACUAUUUACUAAUGCUUACCUAAUGAUUCAUAGUGUGUUACCCAUAAUUUUUGUUUCUUGUUGUCAAAAAUAUUGAUACGUCAAUGCAUAUUGAUACAAAAAUAUUUUAAUUGAUACAAUAUCGCAUUUCCCGUUCACACCAGGAGUUUUAAUCUGUAUCUUCUAUCCACUUUCAACCACUUCUGUCCUGAUUUCUUUUGAGGGGAGGGUCUGUGGGCCAGUGUAUGUGGGCCUUUUCUGAACCUUCGAUCUAAAAUCAGCGAUACUCAUCUCAUUCGGUCCUGUUGAAGCGUUCUGUUACGGCCCACCACAAUCUAAUCUAGAACUCAGUACUUGUGCAUUGUUUACUGCCCUGAUGACACACGUACAUCACAGAGACAUCUAUUUGAUGUCUGUUUUUACAUCUGCAAGACUUGAACGAAUAGAUAUGUCACAUUAUGUCAAAAUACCCGUCUUGGCGAGCAUCCUCGUAAACAGUCUGUUACGUCGCAAACAUCAAGAAAGCACCUGUAUCAUUAUUAUAGAUCCACUCAGUCUUAAAGUGACAGCUGUGUCAUUAAUGUAAUUUAAACAAACAAAAGACAGAGUAAAAGUCAUUGUUAGACCUGACUGAAGAACUUCAAGCACUGGUUUUAUUUUGUAUGUUUGUUCUAUUGUAUUUAUUUGUGCCAUUGGUUGUGAUUUGUUUGGGUUUUUAUUUUAUUACUUGACCUCACUUGAGUUGUGUUUGAUACCAUUUGAUAAUGUUUGAACUUUGAAUGAAGCUAGUAGCUUUUUCUGUAACAUUGGCAUUGAGCCAUGCUUGAGGGUUUAACUCAAAUGGCAAAUGAAGACAUACAGUACAGUAACUACAGAAAACUAAUACAAUAAUACAGUAAACUAAAAUAAUAUAAUUAUGAAAUAAUUAUUUUCAUUUUAAAGUUCAGUUGUAUUACAACAUAUUGUAUUUCUGUCUUAGGAAUAAUAAUAAUAAUGAUAUCAUAUUCAAAUUGUUUGUCUUCCUAAAAUGUGAUAUGGACUGAGACACUAUCAAACUAACAAAAAGUGCACCAGACUGACUUGCAUAGUUGCAAGUUUUCAAUGACAAAAACGUCUUGCUUCGAUUUCAGAAGUGUAGUUAUAGUGUAGUUUAAAAAACUACACUAUAAGACCUAUAAAUGCCUUGACAUACCAGUUAUUUUGUCCCAUUUGAGGACAUUCACUUAUAGGUGCUAGCAUUGGCUGUUUACGUUUACAUGUCGCCCAGAUGGGCGCACAGCUGCAACAGAAGAGAUGCCGAAAAACUGAUGCUGCAAGUGUUGUUAAUUGAUAUUGUUGACGUUAAUACAUAAGACUGAUAUUAUGUUGUUAAUGUAAAGCGUUUUUUUUUUUUACUGUACUUAUCCAACAUCUUACCAAGCAAGCUGCCAUUAAAAUUAACCAUCUUUAUACAAUAACACCAACCAGAGUUAACCAGCUUGAAAAGAAAACAUUUCACUGAGAGUGUUUAUUAUGUUUCAUGCCUGUAUACAUAAAUGCUGCGGGUUCUGUGUGAAUGAUGAAAUAGCAUGUGAAAUACCCAAUGCCUUAUUCCUCAGGAAAAGUGCUACAGCACGAUUUCCACAUGAUACAACAAUAGCAAAGUCAUUUUUUUUAUAGUCUUCAUGCAUUUGCAUAUAUUUGUUGAAAUGUGAAAAAACAAAAAAAAACAAAACAAGAAUCUCAGUGAAACUUUGUGAACAAAACAUUUGUGAUUAUUAUGAAGUGGUGCUGAUCAGAUUCUUUUUUUUUUUUUGUAAUGACUAUUUUAUUAUUUUUUGUGUGUACUGUACUAUCCUCUCACAGAGCCUUUGCUUCUGAUUUUAUAUAUUUGUAUUUUUUAAUAAUUUAACUUUUUGUACAUUUUUAUACGUUUUAUACGAUUUUUGUGUUUUUUCUGUAAGAAAUGACAUUAAAACAUCCGAUUGACUCA